Lachancea dasiensis is the source of this 1305-nucleotide messenger RNA. The record is from the annotation of a GenBank genome assembly. Lineage: Eukaryota; Fungi; Ascomycota; Saccharomycetes; Saccharomycetales; Saccharomycetaceae.
AUGACGGACGAAAAACUCGAUGACAGGAAACGCAAAUCCCUGGAUAGCUUCAGCCCAUUUUGGUAUAUAUCCGUAAUGGGUACAGGUAUUUCGUCAGCACUUCUACAUUCAUUUCCAUAUGAGGCCCGUUGGCUCCGAAAUUGCUCAUAUAUCAUGUUCACUUUGGCAUGUCUAUUGUUGCUUUCCAUAAUGGCCGUGCUAAUAGGCAACAUUAUUUGGAGAGCGCGGCAAAAGUCUCUCCGUGGCUUCGCGAGGAGAUAUUUUUUUGACAAUUCGCAGAACGUUUUCUGGGGUACGUUGCCGAUGGGAUGGUCAACAAUCGUCAAUUAUAUAUUUCUGCUGGCUGAUAACGAACUUCAGGGCAAACAAGUUGCUAACCGUAUGGUAAUUUUGGUAUAUGUUUUGUGGUGGAUCAGUGUGCUCCUGGCGCUUGGAACUGCCUGGGGUAUUACUUUUUGUAUAUGGGACAAGCAAAAUCGGUUCUGGGACCUCAGUGUGGCCGAUCCCCACAACAAAGCUCUACGGCAAGAUUUGCAGGUCACGAUUCUUCUUCCGGUCAUUCCACUGGUAGUUACGAGUUCCAGUAGUGGGACGUUCACCAUGUCUCGGUUAUUUGUGGAAAACACAACUCGCAACGUCCAGCUUCUUACGCUCUGUGUAACGGGAUUAAUUUACUUCAAUGCACUCUUCUUUGUGAGCUUGAUCAUGAGCACUUACAUUUGGCACCUUUACGUCAAUAAGCUGCCGCGGCAGCGUAAAGUUUUUACGUUGUUUUUGCUCGUGGGACCUAUGGGCCAAGGUGCUUUUGGAAGUCUACUAUUCAGUAAUAACCUCAAAACCUACAUCGAAACUUACUAUCCGACCUCCUCUGCUGACGGAGAUGCACACAUCAUAAGUUUGGCUGCUCAAUGGUCUGUCAAGCUAUUUGGGAUUCUUCUGGCCCUGUUCCUCCUCGCCAAUGGUAUUUUUUUCACAUUGUUGUCCUUUGGUACCAUACUUUCAUUCUUCUAUACACUGCUGCCCUCAUACAGAGGACCACGGAUAAGCUCUUUCAACAAAUCCUGGUGGUCUAUGACUUUCCCUUUGGGGACGAUGGCGCUAGGUACUCAUGAAUUGUAUCAGCAAUACAACCCUUACGUCCCCAUUUCUGCUUUUCGCACUGUGAGUGCUAUAUUUGCCUCAAUGUGUAUCGUGGCGACCAUUGUCUGCUUGGUUGGGACCGUUUGGCUCUAUUGCGAGCCCUUUUUGAAAUUGUUCAGGAAAAGAAAAAGCCCAAAUGAAUCUAGUGAUACCUCACUAUGCUAA